UUUAAUAUUGUUCUCUUCAUAGAGGAACCCGUUCUCUCUCUCUUUCUCUCAUUCAGAAAAACGAAAAAAUGUCUUCAACAUCGAAAAACCAAACUCCAGAAUAUUACCAAAACGUCGUCGUAAUGAGACACGGCGAUCGCAUCGACAACUUCGAUCCGUUAUGGAUAUCCACAGCGCAACGACCGUGGGACCCACCUCUCGUUCAAGAGGGACGGGUUCGGUCCUUCUGUACGGGUCGGAAGUUUCGCAAUGUUUUCAAAUAUCAGCUUCAUCGUGUUUACGUCUCACCCUUCCUCCGCUGUGUUCAGACCGCCGCUGAAGCCGUUAUCGCUCUCUCCGCCGUUGAUGAUAGCCCCGAAGCUCUCACCGGAGAGUCUGUUAGAUUUGAUCCUUCUAAAAUUAAGGUCUCUGUUGAAUAUGGAUUAUGUGAAAUGAUGAGCAGAAUGGCGAUUAGGCUUGACGUGGCUCCUAAAGAUGGAAACUGGGGUUUUAACAUAGCAGAGCGUGAGGCCAUGCUUCCGGCAGGGACAGUCGAUAAAAAUGUUGAAAAGAUCUAUAAAGAGUUGCCUAAGUAUGAGGAGCCGAUUGCAAGCACGAAGGCUAGAUAUGAGCAAAUAGUUAAAGACCUUGCUGAUAAACAUCUCACUGAAAACUUGCUUCUUGUCACACAUGGAGAAGGAGUUGGUGUGGCUCUAUCUUCAUUCAGAAAGGGUGCUGAAGUAUAUGAAGUUGACUAUUGUGGAUAUGUGGAACUUAGACGCCCGAUUUUCAAGAAAGAUAAGUCAUUUACUGCAGGACAGUUUGAAGUAAUUACUAAUACCGGACAAACUGGCGUAAAAUAUUCCAUCUAAAGUCCUUGGUGCAACGUCAUACAUCAGUUGAACUUCAUGUUGCUCGUCUACGAGCCAGUUUCUCACUUAUCACUCUGCUUAUUUUGACAUUGGAGUUCUCCAAUGUCCAAAUGACUUCCAUUGUGCAUGCUUGAUUCAGUAGGUGAAUUUUAGCUGCAUAUUCUUCUGCACUCUUAUGGCAUUUUCCUAGAUUAAAUAGUAAACAUAGGAGAGACAGAAAUCGAAAUUGGAGGAAUUUAUGUUGCUAUUUUAUUGGGAAGAUACUUCUUGUUUGUACAAUAAUGAACCAAGGUGAGAUAAUCUUAUUUGAGUUUAAGUUUAAGUUGUUUCUGUUUUA
Molecule: messenger RNA, 1188 nt
Organism: Vicia villosa (hairy vetch)
Lineage: Eukaryota; Viridiplantae; Streptophyta; Magnoliopsida; Fabales; Fabaceae
Exons: 4
Coding region: 69-851 (260 amino acids)
Source: RefSeq, a predicted model, not a curated record